Molecule: messenger RNA, 3099 nt
Organism: Fonsecaea multimorphosa CBS 102226
Lineage: Eukaryota; Fungi; Ascomycota; Eurotiomycetes; Chaetothyriales; Herpotrichiellaceae
Exons: 1
Coding region: 1-3099 (1032 amino acids)
Biological process (GO): translation
Cellular component (GO): mitochondrial small ribosomal subunit
Molecular function (GO): methyltransferase activity; structural constituent of ribosome
Source: RefSeq, a predicted model, not a curated record
AUGCUGAGUCGGGCAAGAACUUCAGGUCUGUGCCAUGGCUGUCGCCAGGAUUUCCAGAUCCUCUUCGAAAAUGGAUUCUGUGGUCCGGCUGUCACCCUGAAGAAGCGAACGACGCCACUACCCCUGCCAUGGCGAAGGACUUUCGCACCGCGACAACAUCUCCGAUCUUUCUCUAGGAAAUCUUCUCUUUUCCAACCACACUCUCCUCAAGAGUCCGAUCCGCGAAAGAGCCAACUUGAAAGUGAACAUAAGUCAGCAGUUGACGUCGACAAUGAACAGCUGGAGGUAUUGCAAGAACUGGAAAAGGCCCUGGGGCGGCCCAUAAAUGAAGCAAUUGACGAAGACCGAGCGGGACUUAUAUCCAUACAAGAGAUAUUUCCAGACAAGCAAACAGACCUCGAUGAUGACCCAGACAUUGCCAAUGGCACAAUUGAUCCGCUUGCAGGCUUGCGAGCCUCCGGUGCGUCCGCUGAAGACAUCGCACGAGAGGCGAGGCAGAUAUACGGGGACAGGCUCCCUUCCAUUGCUCUGGGCACCGAGGAGUUGAAGAUGUACAAACGACUCUAUGGAAACCCUAUUUCAGCAUCUUAUGAGGAAUUCCUGGACGAGGAGGAAGCAAGCACUGUUGCAGAGAUCCGAAACCAGCUCUUGGACCAACAAGGCGAGCCUAUAGAUUAUGACCCAGAACCAGGCGUCUUCGCACGACUGGAGACCAUCAAGGAGGAAGAGCCUGCCGAUAAUAUCCCAAAACCUGCGCAGGGAGGCAUUGACCUCGGGGUGACCGGCCAGCACAAUCCAGCCCUUUCGUCGUCUGCUGAAGAAAGAGCUGCGGAAAUAGCUCUCUUGCUUAACGGCGAGGUCGUCGCAGACUUUGGCGCCGAGGAGGAUCAGCAGGAGGAACUUGAGGAGGAUGGGCAAGAGCAGAGCAUGCGACAGCAUCCGUUCACUCGGCUUGGAAAGUUCGCAACCACCCCCAGCAGCGUCCUCCUUUCCCAAGAAGACUUUGUGCAACCCGUUCAAAAAAUCAUGAGUGCCUUCUCCAAUAAACAUCUGAAAGAGAUGUGCGAGAAGACCUUUGGAGGACCCGGCUUUCCUGACUCCCCAUUGACACCCAGAUCAGGACGGUCGAGACCCCAAUUACCCAUCCCCCUUGAUGCUUCCCAACAUCUUAUGGGUGAGAUGGAAGCGAACGCAUUCAUCACCACCAUCAUGCCGCCCACAUAUGCUGCCAUCAUGUCCGUUCUAGUCGAGACACGCAAGCGACUAGGCACCACAUGGCUGAACAACCUGUUCGCGAAAGAAGGCGGACCCCGAGUGCUUGAUGCUGGUGCAGGGGGUGCAGGUAUCCUGGCCUGGCGAGAAAUUGUCAAGGCGCAUUGGGACUCGUUACACUCCUCUGAUCGUGACCCCAUCCCUCCACCUCCGCCAACGAAAGCUGUCGUCCUCACCGGUUCAGAUACAUUAAGACAUCGGGCGGCCACGCUUCUCGAGAACACAACUUUCAUUCCACGCUUGCCUGACUACGUACAUACCCGCGAUGCGCCCACUCUGGAAGACGAGCGACCUGCUCAACAACGGAAGCAGUUUGACAUCAUUAUCGCACCUCAUACGCUGUUUGGGCUGCAAGAAGAUUACAUGAAGAAGCAACAUGUGCAGAACCUUUGGUCAAUGCUUAGCCCCGAAAGCGGCGUUCUGAUCAUGAUCGAAAAGGGCAUCCCUCGCGGCUUCGAGGCAAUAGCUGGCGCGAGAGAGCUGCUUCUCGAGAGGUACAUUGCAGUUCCGGAGGGGCGAGUGACGGCAUACAGCAAGUUGCACAAUGAUACAGAAGACCUUCACACGAGAGAAACGGGUAUGAUUGUCGCGCCAUGUACGAAUCAUGAAAAAUGCCCAAUGUAUAAGAUCCCUGGCCUCUCAAAGGGUCGGAAAGAUUUUUGCAGUUUCCAGCAACGGUACAUACGGCCCAGCUACCUGCAACGAGUUCUUGGAGCCAAAGAUCGCAACCAUGACGACGUGGAUUUCUCGUACAUUUCAGUGAUGAAGGGAGAAGAUCUGCGGCAGCGACAAGUCCACUCGUGGCGAGGGCUGGAAGAUUCUCUAUCUACCCCCCUCCAUCCCGACCCGCAGCGUGCGGCAGAAGAUUAUCAGAACUGGACUCAGCUUUCUCAGGGCGGCUUUGAGGAUGUCCAGCCAACAAGCAACCUCGCUGAUGCUCCGUCAAUAUUCACAGACGCAGCCAAAGCUCCUUCGACUCUGCCCUCCACGCACAACCUCCCACGUCUGGUUUUUCAACCCAUGAAGCGUCGGGGCCAUGUCCUUCUCGAUGUUUGUACGCCGUCGGGGAAGAUUGAGCGCUGGACCGUCCCAAAAUCUUUCUCCAAACAAGCCUAUCGCGACGCGCGGAAGAGCCAAUGGGGCGAUCUGUGGGCUUUGGGUGCUAAGACACGCAUACCGAGGACGCUCAGGCUUGGUGGUGAAGAUACGAAAGAGGCGAGGAAGGCGAGAGGACGCAAGGAGCGGUUGAAGCAGCAGGCCGAGGAGUUGAUGGAAAAGAUGCAUGAAGAGCAGUUGGAGGAGAUGGAAGACCGAAAGGAGAUGGAGAAGGCUUUCAAAGAGGGGAGAAUUCCAGGUGAAAAAGACGACUAUGGUUUCGAAGAUCCGGAGGCUUAUGGAAGGAUGACGUCUCGGCCGGGCAGGAUCAGGCGUGAAAAAUCAUCCAGCAGCGGUGUUGAGAGUUUCAGGAUUGAGGAGGAUUUCGACAUGGAUGCAGUGAACCCUCCUCUCUUCCCACAAAAGACACACACUCCGACUCCCACUCCGACCUUGACUAUGGAUGUGCCUCGACACCCUUCGUCGAAGCCAUCGCCACAGUCUGCCACCGCAUCGGCAACAGCAAACCACCCGCAAGACGAGCCCCUCCAGGGAGAAGGAGACCUCACAGCUGAAGAACUCCAAACUCUUCAGGAGUGGAACGAACAACUCCAGGGAGGAGAGGCGGGCACUGGUAUCCCGACAAAAGGGGGGAGAUCCAUCAGACAAUAUUCCAAGUUCGCGCCGAGGGGUAUGAAGACGGUGGCGAGGAAGAGCGGGAAAGUUAGGUGA